This is a messenger RNA of Polyodon spathula (Mississippi paddlefish), 1161 nucleotides long. RefSeq names its product progestin and adipoQ receptor family member 4-like. NCBI's taxonomy places the organism in Eukaryota, Metazoa, Chordata, Actinopteri, Acipenseriformes, Polyodontidae. The record is from RefSeq and is a predicted model, not a curated record. Gene Ontology annotation, molecular function: signaling receptor activity. Bases 225 to 1040 code for a protein of 271 amino acids. Gene Ontology annotation, cellular component: membrane. The transcript has 4 exons.
UUUUGUAUUUUUAAAAAAAAACGGCCCCCCCCCCAAAAAAUAAAUAAAUAAGGGAACAUUUUUAAAUAUCGUGACAACAGCUUCCAUAUCGCACUGGGAUAAAUAAAUAUAUUUCUUUAUUUUUUUGGGGGGGUUAGUUGUAACACACAGUUCAACUCUUUAUAUACCGGACAACAAAGUUGAUUUAUAUAUCUGCUAUUUGGUUGUGGACCGUCGGUACCGAGAUGGCUUUCCUCAACGGACCUCGCUUGCUGAACUGGACCAGUUCGCCCCGGCACCUCCAGUUCAAUCGAUAUGUGCUCACCGGCUACCGGCCUGUGUCCUCCAUCAACGAGUGUGUCAAAAGCCUCUUCUAUCUUCACAACGAACUGGGGAACAUUUACACGCAUGGUAUCCCUCUGCUGUGCUUCCUGUUCCUGCUGCCUCUCAGUAUCCCGUGGGCUCAGAUCAGCGCGACCUGGCUGGGGAUUGUCCACUUCCUGGCCUGCCUGUCCCCUCAGCUGGGCUCGGUGCUCUACCACCUGUUCAUGAACCACGAGGGCGGCGCGCCCGUCUACCGCACCCUGCUCACCCUGGACAUGUGCGGGAUCUGCAUGGUCAACACGCUGGGAGCCCUCCCCAUCGUGUACACCACUCUGCUGUGCUACCCCUCCACCCGCACCGUGGCUCUUCUCUCCUACACCCUCCUCUCUUCCUACGCCAUCUACUGCGCCGUGUCAGCAACCAGCUGCUACCGCCGGCUGCAAGCCUUCGCCUGGCAGGCCCUGUUCAGGUUCCUGCUCUUCUACGCGCGCUGGGCGGGGCUGGGGGCCGGGAGCCCCACCGCCCUGCGCCACUUCCUCACCACGGACCUCCUGGCCCUCCUUGGGGGUCUCAUCAACAUCACAAGGGUCCCGGAGCGCUGGCGGCCCGGUCUCUUCGACUACUGGUGCAACAGCCACCAGAUUAUGCACGUGCUGGUGGUGGGGUCGAUCCUCUACCUGCACUGGGGGGUCCUGGAUGAUUUGCUGUGGAUUAGUAGCUACCGCUGCCCCCCCUGACUGAGGGAGAGACCAGGACGCUCCCCCCCCCCACCUCCUAGCCAGCUACUCUCUCACUUUCCCUAGUGUAUUGAUCUUAAUCCCCUUGCUUACCUCUCUCUCCCUACUUCUCCCACCUCCC